CUCGACCUUCGCGAUAUUUCAAAGGUCGGGCACGAAUUUGUCUUCAAAUUUGAUAAGUGACGGCGCUGUGCAUUCCUUGGCCACAAACUAGUAUUCAACAGUCUUCAUAGACGUUAAUUACUGUUUGGAGUUGUGAAAAUCGGUUUCAUACAUCUUAUUCUUAGUGAUAGCUGCAGCCAUACAACCAUCAUACUUGUUUGUAAGUCGUCACAAAAACUAUUUAUCUAUUUCACGGAAACUUUUUCGUUGCAAUAUGGGUUAGCUGUCGGGACUUCAACGGUGAUAAUAGAUCGAUGUUAUUUGACCUAUAUAUCUGUGAAUAGAUAAAUCUGUGGGAUAAUUAGUUCGCCUACCAGUUCUCACAGAAACUUAAGCCAUGUUUGAUGGUUAACUUUGUGUAAACAUGCAACCAAUGUAUAUACAACCUGUGGGUUCAGUCAACUUUACGAAAUCCAAAGCUGAUGCACCAUUCAAAAAUACGACACAAAUAGUCUUCAGUUCAUCUUCUGCAACUGUAUGCUUAUACGACUCACAUAAACUGGAGUGCUUUCGUGACAGUCCAAACUGGUCCCAUCAGUUUACAUGGAUACCCGUUUUACAUCUUAAAACUUUACUAAAGAAUAUAACAGAUUCUCCUGAAGAUUUGCAUAAUUGGCAUAUUGUGAAGGCUAUAUUCGUAAACACAUCAACUAAAGCAAGACAAUCUUUAGCUGUAAUUCUUGUUAAUGUUGAUCAUAAUCUUUCCAUCGUCUGCUUUUUUCGUUCCUUGAGUUCAACCAAAUGCAUCAUAUCUGUUUUAAUACACGGAGUGUUAACUACUUUAGAGUGGUUGCCACUUAUUGACAUGACAUGUAAAACACCAGAAUCACUAUCAUUAGCAUCAACCACAAUGGAUAUGUGCUAUGAAGAAACCACCAAAGGAAGUAGCAAAAUAUCGAAUUCAGUGUUGUCAAUUUUCGAUGGUUGCUUUGCUCUUGGAUUUCAACAAGGACUUGCAGGUUUACUGGAUAUGUGUCUCACAUACAAUCGUGAUGAUCACUUGGUGGAUGAUAAACCUGAAAUGUCAGUUGCAGUUGAGAGAUCGCAAUGUUUGAAUUGUGUUUCGGGUAGAAAGCCAAUUUCUCAGUUGUCCAAUGACACUAAAAUAGAACAUGCUUUGGUUUAUUUUGAUGCAUCUGUUCUCCGAUGGAAUGAUUUCACGUAUAAAUCUGUUAGUGGUAAAACACUAGCUUCAAUUCCAUCUGCAGGUGUUUAUGUUUCUACGCUAAGUUAUAUUCCACAAGUUCAAGGAUUGGCUGUUGGUUUCAGUUUUGGUGGUUGGCAGUUGUGGUCAUUAAGUCGGUUAAAUAUGGAAUUUUGUCUACGUCAAGCCACUCCGGCUGUGCCUGUCGUGAGUUUCAAUUUUUUAGAACCAUCCGAUGAUCCAAGAUUCUGUUGUUUCCUUUGGGUUGGUUGGCAGUCCAAGCAGGAGACUGAAAGCAGUGAUGUAUUUAAAUUCACUGGAAAACCUAAUCCUACAACCAACUUUGAAAAUCCAACGGUCAAAUUAUUCCAGUUAUCGUACAAACGUCGUUAUGAAUUGGCAUCACACAAACACAAGGGAUUUAAUUUUUACUAUCAGGAUCUAAUUGGUAUCGCAGAUCGUUUGUCGACAACAUUGUCUGGUGAUAAAUCAGACGACAGCAAACCUCAGUAUCCGUCUAAACUGCUUUCUGUCCAAUCUCUCCAUGCACCAGAUGAUUUUGUUAUGGAUAGCAAUAAUAAUAAUAGUAAUUCAGGGAAUCAUUCAGUGGGAACAAUACGCUUAAUCGCAUUUAUAUGGAAAUUUUCAGAUUCCAUUAUUCGUAUCGGUUUAUUUGAUUUGGAUCGAUGGUAUCACGCACAAAUGCCAACUUAUAUUAGGUCUGAUAACACAUUCAUUGCUAUUUUUGAUGCAUCUAUUCCCAGUCAAAAAGUCCAAUUAUUGUAUGCUUAUCUAAUCGAAUCUAGUCUUAUGUCAUUCUGGAGUCGUAUAGUUCAACGUGAAUCCUGCCUAGUCAAAUGCUGUGAAGCUUAUCCUCCUCUAUUAUUCGAUUCAUCUUCAAAAUCAUCGAAAGAUCCUGAUCGAAUUAUGAUACCUAUGGUAAAUAAUAAUAAUAAUAGUGGUAGUAGUAAACGUCCACGACCAAUACCAGAAGUACUUCUACGUCCAUCAUCUUUAUCAUUCCAUUCACUUAUAUUAUGGAUAAAUGAUACAAUCGGUAAUAAUAUUUUAAAUUUCUCUAUUGGAAAUCAUCAUUCUCUUCAACAUUAUGAUUGUUUAUAUAAUAUAAGUAGAAUAAAUUUUGCAUCACGUCAAGAAGAAUGCCUUUUACAAUUGAGUAAAUAUGAAAAAAAAUUUUCAACAAUUGGAAAAAUUGGUGAUUGUAAAAAAUUUAAUAUUAUUGAUUGGUUAUCUGAAGCAUGGUUAUGUGGUUUACUAGAAUCACCAGGAUUAGAUGUAAUUGAAGAUGAUGAUUUUAUGAAUCUGUUAAAUUAUGUACAAAAAACAUUUUCUGAAAAUCAUUUAUAUCAAAAUUCAAAUGAACUUGGCAUUAAUUUAUCUUAUGGUGAAGAUUAUAAUAAAUUGGUUAUUGAAAGUUUAGACAAGUUAAUGUAUAUAAUAUCAAUGUAUUCAAAAGAUACAAAUGAUUAUAUGAAUAUUGAUGAUGAUGAUGAUGAUAAUGAUUUUAUAAGUAAUAAACGUAGUUCAAAAUAUCGUCGACUCAAUUAUACAUCGAAUUCUAUGAAUACAAAAUCAGUUAAAAUAACAACAAAGAAGUAUGAGUAUUCUUUGAAUCCUUGUUGGGUACUACUAGCUAAUUGUCUUUUAGAGCAUGGAUGUAUUAAUAUUCUGAAGGAUCUAGAUAAGUUAACACCACCAGGACAAGAAUCACCUGUCAAUCUAAACUUCAAGUAUAGUUGGAUAUGGCUACGAUUUUGUCGGCUGAAAUCACGCUUCGAUAAAUUGACGAGUUUACUGUUUACACCAAGUGGUAUUGAUCAUCACUCAAAUAUACCAGAUCUUUUGGAACUGGGCUGUACAGUCAAUCAGAUUCAACUAUUAACAACAAUAGCCAAGCACUGGUUUUCCUCUAAAUCCAGUAGUUCUCCACAUUUAUCAAUGAAGUCAUCUACCUCAGAGAAUCCUGUACAAUUAAGUAUGGAAACUUACCUAUCCUAUGCAAAACUUGUAAUUUUCUUAUUUCGUUUGGGCCUUUUACCACAAUCAAAUGAAAAACUAUGUGACAGUAAAUACUAUAGAGAUAAAUCGUCUCGAGUGAAUUCUACAGUUCUUCAAUCGUACAAUUCCUCAAUGUUAUCUGGAUCAAUUGAUGAAUUACGCAACACAAGAUUGAUGUCCAAUCAACCAGAUGACUUUACUAUGAAUAAUGAAAACAUCACCAACCAAUUGACUACUAUUGGCGAGCAUCUUUUGUACACUGCUCUUCAGUCUCCGUUGAAAAAGAAUUCUGAUGAAGAUAAUUGUUUCACUGGGAAUGAAGUUCAUGAUGUCUGGAGAGAACAAGAACAGGUGUUAGGUUCAAAUCAAUCAAGUGCCUGUAGAAAUGAUGAAAGCCUGCCUUUAUUUCACACUGAUGUACCAGAUUGGUUAAGUUAUCCACCGAGACAUAUACAAUCAUUAUGUGCUUUAUGGCAAUUGCCGUGUAAUGCACAGAUUAAGCGAUCACGUUUAGCUGUUCUAGGCUUCCUACUUUGUGAUGCAGCAGCUGAAACAUUCUUAAUUCAUUGUAACUAUCAAACUUGUCAUAGAGAUAUCGUUGACAAUGACUGUGGUAUUGAUGGUGGUGUUAAUGGCUUAAAUAAGUCGAACAGUGUUCAAAUGGAUGAUAAUGUUGAUUGUAAGACUUCUAGGGGAUUAAAAGCUUUGAAAAUGUGUCGUUAUGUUAUGUCUUUGUUUGUCAAAGAGUUCCCUUCAGCUUAUUCUCUUAUCCCUACAAUUAUAUCACUUUGGCUUAUGGAUCGAGGUUAUUUUCAAGAGUCUAUUUCACCAAAUAUAAUUUCUUUUAUUAUCAAUUCUUGUGAAUCGCAAACAAUUCCAUCAUCCUCUUGGCAAGUGUACAGUCAUCUUUUCCCUAAUCAAACUAAUAUUAUCAUUAAUCUAUUUAAACACUAUGGGAAAAAUGAUUUAAUUGGUAAUUUAUUGAAAUAUUUAAACACUAGUAGUCAUUCUCCAAAUCUAUAUAAUCAUAUUAAUGAUUGUAAAGCUCAGUUAUCAUUUCAAGGAUUAUUCAAGGUUACUUCUAAUACUACAACAACAACUACUACUAAUAAUAGUAGUAAUUAUACUCGUCAACUGCUGAAUAUGAAACCAGUCGGGGCACCUUACUUAGCUUUAUCACGGUUACGUAAUCUAAUUCAGAAGAUGAAUCAAUUACACAAUCAUAAACCUUUGCCAGUGGAUAUGUUAAAUUCUGUCGAUAAAUUGGCUCGUGAUUCUUUAAUUCAAUUGGCUGAAAUAUGUAGACAAGACGGUCGGUUAGGCGAUUUAAUUGGUUUAGGUUUAAGCAUUUGGGAGGCUAAAGUGUUAUUUGAAUAUUAUCGAAAAAUUGGACAGCACAAUCUACUAUUCCAUUGUUUUAUUGCACGUUCGCAAUAUCAGACCGCUAUGGCAAUAUUUCAAGAAUAUCGACGUGUUGUUCCAUGUAAUAAUAAUUAUAGAAGGAGUGAAGUGUUGCAUAACCCUACUAGUUUCACUGAUGAUGAACAAAGAGUACAACUACAAUUAAUGACACAGUUACUUUACUCAUGUCUACCGUUAAUGAAUAACACUCACAAUAAUAUUGAUGACCCAGAGAGGUUAACCUUACUCGGUAGUCAUAAUACUGAUUAUUUCAAAGCUUUAGCAAAUAAAUAUGUUAGUAUGGAUGACUUUCAAACUCAUUCUGAAUCAUCUUCAUCAGUAAAUAAUGAUGUUCAAGAUGCCAAUGGUGAUGUUUUCCAACACUCACUUGAUAAUGACGAGAGUUUUAUCGCUUAUAAACACACUAAAGCAGUACCAUGUUCAUUGAUAAACAUGAAGAAUAUUGUAAAACAGAAGUCAUCUAUCGAGUGUCCGUUGACUUCAGUUAAUGGUUCAAUACCAAGCGAUGAUGAUAAUGAUGAAGCGGCAGCAGACGACACUAGAUGUAUUAUCAAUAAGUCUAAUUCGUGGCUUUUAGCUACAAAUAAAAAACAUCGACAAGAAUUUUGGAAUACAUUUAAAGAAUUAAAAAGUCUUCAUCAGAGUUGUGGAUUAAAUUCAGACAUUUGGCUUAACGAAAAUCGUCGUCACACUACUAAUAGUACAACUACACCGACACCAUCAGCCAAUUUGAGUGAAUCUCGACUAAAGUUUAGCAGAAAACGUGAAUCCCCCUCUAAAGAGGAUGAUGUAACUCAACAAUUGUUAAAAUGUAUCUACACCCCACCAUCUUGUGGACGUAAGCCAGUUCACUUAAACUCUGCUAGUUAUAGGAUUUCUCCUAGUGCAUUAUUAAGUAAUUCGAAAUUCACUUUAACCAAUCAGAAGCCUGUAUCCAUUCUCAAGACAAGAACUGGUUUGCUAGACAAAGUGAAAUCCACUUCUACUACAACAGCAGUGACAACUACUACAACUGUAUCGUCUUCUCCUACAUUACAGUCAUCAUCCUCUGUAUUAUCAUCGUUUAUAAAGCCUGUUACAUCAUCAUCUUCGUCAUUAUCAAAACCAUCUACAGAGUCUAUUGUAAAAAGAUCAGAAGAAAAUUAUUUGCCAAAUUAUGACAAUAAUGUAUCAAAUGUUAAUGAAGAUGACAUGGACGUUAUUAAUGAAGUUGAGGAUUGUGAUGUCACUCUGAAUUUAUCUACUGUUCGCCCAAGUGUUGUAAACGUGGAUAAACCGGAGAGUGCAUCAAGCAACAAUGUAAAUGAGCUUAUUGAUUUCACCUUUUCUGCUCCUCGUCGUAUUUCCUUAACUUCCAGUACACUUAUUUCUGGUAAUGUAUCCACUGAAAAGAAAGAAUUCAGUUUCUCUGCACCAUUAUUGAACAAGACAUUUACGUAUAUUAGAUCAGUGGAAAAUUUUCCAGACUCAUUCCCUGCAAUCAGUCAAUCUGAUGUAUCCAGUAAAGGGGAUGAUGAUGUACUAAAGUCUGAUCAAGUAACGCCUUCUGAUGAUUACCUUAUGGAAAUUAUCAACACACCUUCUCUCAAUAAGACUCCAAUUCUUACACCAUCAAAGCUACACAGUAUCAAAGAGUAUCAAAAAGAAACUUUACUGUUAAUGGACGACUAUGUAACUCCAAAAGUUACACGAUCGCAUAGAACACGGGAUAACAAAACACUGAAACUUCCUGUGGAAUCAACAUCGGAGGCUAUAUUUGACCAGUUGGAUUAUUUGCAUCAAGAAAGGAAUCGUUGUGAUAUUGAUGAUUUCGAUGAUACAUCAUCGGUAACCAGCUCUGUAACAGAUUUAUCGGACACUGUAAGACGUUCCACUAGACGUGUUAAACCGCCAAAAAGGUAUGAUCCUUCAGAAGUUUAACAACCUAACUAUUAUUAUUAUCAUCAUUAUCGUCAACACUUAACAUUGAUAAUCUGUCUUAUGAAUGAGGAGAAAAACAACGACAAGACGAUAUGUUUACGUGAAUGUAAUUUGUUAAUUAUUGUAAAAAAAAGAGUUUUUGUUAAGUUUCUUACUCAUCAAUUCACUUGUAAGACUUUUCAUUCUUCAUACUGUAACCCAACCUCUCUUGGUCAAUUAAUCAGCUGUUAACUGUUUGCAUUUGUAUGUGCACUGGUUUUUGUUGCCUAGUAGUGAAUGAUUGAUGUUUGUGACACUGUUGUUCAAGAAGCUCAUAAGAAAACGUAUUGAAUUUCUUGUAUACCUUAGCUUUAAUUCACCUAUGUAUACACGAAAAUAAAAUUUGUUAUUGUUAUUA
Molecule: messenger RNA, 6941 nt
Organism: Heterobilharzia americana
Lineage: Eukaryota; Metazoa; Platyhelminthes; Trematoda; Strigeidida; Schistosomatidae
Source: the annotation of a GenBank genome assembly